AUGGGACCAGAUGCGAGGAAAUCGUUUGCAGCUUUAAGAAAGAAAUACGGAGAUAUCUUUAGUUUAUAUAUUGGUAACAAACAUGUUAUAGUCAUCAAUGGAUACGAAGCUUUACGAGAAAUUUUUGUUAAAAAUGGCGACGUGUCGAGCAACAGACCAAAAAUGGCGAUGAUGGAAGUCAUGGGCAACUAUAAAGGAGUUGUAACAUCCAUGGGUCCACUAUGGCGGGAACAGAGAAGCACGGCACUGGCAGCACUCAGGAAAAUGGAUUUCGGGAAACAAUCGCUGGAGGUCAAGAUUCACGAAGAACUCGGCUACUUACUGGAAGCAUUUAGUGCUAAAAAUAGAGAAGCGUUUGAUCCAACUCAUCUUCUUAGCGCCAAAGUUUCAAAUAUCGUCUGCUCAAUGUUGUUUGGUGAUAGAUUUGAAUACGAGGACGAGAAAUUCAAAUUAGUUCUGCAACUCAUCAAUGAUUCCCUAGCAACAGCCGGAUCUGUUGCCGCCAUGAAUUUUUUCCCGCUCUUAGCACACCUGCCAGGCGAUAUCCUGAACAUUAAAAGUUUAUAUCAAAUGAGAGACACAUACGAGAAGAACGUAUUGGACCCAGUAAUUCAAGGGAUACGGGAUAAUUACGAUCCCAAUAAUUGUAACAGUUUUGUGACUCAUUACUUGAAAGAAAUGGAAAAUCAGAAGAAAAAUAACCCAGCAACAACCUUAGACAUUGAGAAUCUCAGAGCAAUAUGUACUGAUGUGUUCGGUGCAGGAACAGAAACAACGUCGACUACAUUACGAUGGAUUCUUCUAUAUUUCAUCCACCAUCCAGAGAUCCAGGAGAAGUGUUAUAAGGAAAUUGUAGAACAUGUUGGGACUGGACGAUUACCUGCCAUGAAGGAUCGUGAUAAUCUAGUCUACAUACAAGCCAUUUUUACUGAAGCUUUAAGAAUCUCGGCUGUUCUACCAUUUGGUGCUCCCCAUUCAGUUAAAGAGGACAUGAAAUUUAGGGAUUUUUACUUCCCCAAAAAUUGUCUGAUGAUCACCAACAUUGAUUCCGUAUUAAAUGAUAAAGAAAUUUGGGGCGAUCCGGAGAAUUUUAGACCAGAACGUUUUAUUUCCGAAGAUGGAAAAAUCAUAAAGAAAGACGAAUUCAUUCCAUUCUUCAUUGGCCGUCGAGUAUGUAUGGGAGAAGCAUUAUCACGAAUGGAAUUGUUCUUGUCAAUAGGUGCAUUGGUUCAGCAAUUCAGAUUCGAACCCGAGGGAGCCAAACCUCCUGUGAUUAAAGGACAUUUUGGAAUCACGUACAGUCCUAUGGACUAUAAACUGAGAGCUAUACCUCGGGAAUAG
Lottia gigantea (owl limpet) is the source of this 1341-nucleotide messenger RNA. RefSeq lists its product as hypothetical. NCBI's taxonomy places the organism in Eukaryota, Metazoa, Mollusca, Gastropoda, Lottiidae. The transcript has 4 exons. The coding region runs from base 1 to 1341 and encodes 446 amino acids. Gene Ontology annotation, biological process: xenobiotic metabolic process. The record is from RefSeq and is a predicted model, not a curated record. Gene Ontology annotation, cellular component: cytoplasm; intracellular membrane-bounded organelle. Gene Ontology annotation, molecular function: heme binding; iron ion binding; oxidoreductase activity, acting on paired donors, with incorporation or reduction of molecular oxygen, reduced flavin or flavoprotein as one donor, and incorporation of one atom of oxygen.